CAUGUCCAUAAAGGGUUCACUGUUAACCCAUGAAAACAAUAACGACAUUAUUACAAAAACUAAGAAACGCUCAUCUAUUUUGCAUUCGAAACAUUUCAAUACAAGUAUUUCAUCGACGGCUACAUACGAGUCGAUGGGUAAACCAGUGCCAUCCAGUUUAAAUUCGAGCAUUUCGAAUUCCGGUCUAACCAGCGGCAGCGGCCACAGUCAAGGCGGUAAUCAUCAGCAGCACCAUCUACCGACGCAUCCAAAUUUCCAGGCAAAUCAUCUGCCGGGAAAAUACAUGAACUCCAAAAGAAAGCAUGCCAAAUACAACAACAUGUACUCCAACAUGUACCCCGAUCACAAUAACUAUUUGCACUUGAACUCGUUGUGGUCCAUUUGGUAUGGUGUCCUACUGACGUUGUUCCAGGGCUAUUUGGCCGUGCAUGGUGCUUAUCGAUUUCUGGGCUGUUCUCUGAUUUCAUGGAAAAUUGAGCCAGUUGCUGAACUGAAUUUGCAAAUAAUUCUAUCCGGUGUAGUUUUCAUUUUGUUGCCAUUCUUUUUUACAUCAGCAGUAUUCAAGGUCGGCAAUAUGGCCAAUGACGGAAUUAAAUUGGCGACCAGCAUUAAGGAACAACGCUGUUCCAUGGCACCCCAUGAUGGUCUUGAGGAGGAAUCACGAGGAGGCACAUUGCGAGCCCUAUGGACACACGGAGGACCAACUGCGGCCUUCGUACACAUUGUAAUUGCCAUGUGUCUGCUGUUACCGCGCUUGUUGCUCGAAGCUCGGAUAAUUGAAAAUGGACUGUUGCCAAGAGAAACUAUCUGGCAAACUGAAUUGGAUUUCAUGAGUGUCAAUCGCCGACAUCUCGUUGUAAUGUCGGUAAUGGCUUCGCCUUAUCAAAAUGAUACCCGCACUUAUGAAUCGCAGGAAGAUGACGAAUACUUAAACGACACCAUCUUCAGCGAUGAAGGUGGUGGUGGUGGUGUAGGUGGGGCUCCUAUCACUGGUGGAACUGCCAAUAGUUUAUGGGGCAGCGACUUACGGCAACAGUACGGCAGCAAUAAGCGAAAGAAUGUCAUAUUGCCAGCGGUUGGCAAAAGCAGAUUCCUUGAAUUGCCAGAUUUAAUUGAAGCUGUUGAAAAUCAAAACACAAUGUAUGACAAAUUCCAAGGUAGAGCAGGGGAUAAGGCCAAGACACCAGUAACGACAAAAAGUACUGGCACAAGGAAAUCGUCGGAAAACCAAACAACAGAAAAUCACAUUCGGCAAAAUGAAGGUAAUAGACAGUUGAUGGGAAAUGACUGGAUAACAAUAGAGAAUGGAAUAAGAAAAACCACCACGACAACAACAACAACCACUACGACUACAGUAGCAACAACAAUUCCAGAUACAACCACACUAAGAACAACAAUAAUUCCAUCUAAGACAUCUAAACGGCCAACCUCUCCCACACCAACAUCAACACCUACAACAACAACCAUCAAAAAUAUAUUAACCACUUCGAAUAACAAUAUGGCAAUCGAUGCCACAACCUCUGCUAUACCCAUAUGGUCCGAGGAAACAUCUACCCUGGGCAAUGUUGGCCCAAUCCUCACCACUCUAACCCAACCCACGGCGGCAACUUCAACUGAAAUUCAACGAAUUUCUUUGGUGCCAAACAAACAUCAUCAGCACCAUCAUAGCUCCUACAACGGCAAGUCAUCGCGCCGACACAAUGGUCAUCAUCGCCAGAGAAAACUUUCAAAUACGUCUACAUCACAACGUAGGACACAUCAUCAUGGUGGCCGUCGUUCGGGUGAAAUUAACAAUGCCAAUAUGCCAGAUGGCCUGGAAGAAUUUCCCCUAAAGGUCAAUCGCUUUGACGAAUUCGAAUAUCCUUCGUCGGGCCGUAUCUAUGAACAUCGGCCCUCUUCUUUUGAGGAAUUGGAUAUUGGACGUGCCAGAGCUGCCAUAUAUCCCAAAUCGUCGACCACUAUCAGUACCACUACACGCGACAGUAACAUACAUAUCGUGAAACCAGAGAAAUUACCUGAAAUUGUACCGUCCACACCGGUCUCGAGCAACUCGAAAAUAAUUGAAAUAAAAAGUAAGUCGCUCAAGAGGCAGAAACGGGAACUUCCACCUGCCGAGGAAAGUCAAGUGGAAAUAGAACCCGAAUACUUGGUGGGCGAUUUAAAUCUUAACGACUCCAGUGAAUAUCUAGUCGAAAUGACGACAAUGGAUUCGUCUUCGCCAAGCACCGAUGUCGAACUUCAGUCAAAUUCUGGCAAUGUGAGGCUGGACGGAUUUGCCGGCAUGCUACAGCUAUUUUUUGGCAUAGAGAAACCCAUCGAUGUGAACACAUUCACUCAACCGCCAAGUGCGGAAUUUGUGAACCUCGUAUUCGCCCUGUUGGUGUGGUGUGUCCGUUACCCAGCUGUCUUCUGGAAUACAGCCAAAUCCUUUGCCACUGUGUUCAGUGUCCAGAUGAUAGCUACCGCAUGUGACAUCAUCUUUAGCUUCGUGGGAAUAUCGAAUCUCUUUAAACUGCAAAUUUACAGUGAAGCCCAACCCAUUCAAAAUCCUGGCUUGAUACUAAAUGCCACAGUUACGCUGGCACUGUUUCUACUCUCGACAGUUCUGAUGUUGUCCUCGUCGAUGAUCAUGUAUUUGUAUGGGCACGGACGUUUGGCUGCCAAAAUGCGAGACCGUUCUAUCAUCACCCUGAAAUCGGGACAAUCGUGGAUCUAUUUUGCCCAUUGUGCAUCGUUGUGCUACGUGUUGGCAUUGUCGGUGGUAAAGGCCCCACUACUCAAUGACUUGAGUGCGACAUAUCGACAUAAUUUGCAUUGUCCCACAUUUAUGGCGGCUUUGGUAAGCGUUAUGCACAUUUUACUUUGGAUUGUGAUCUGGCUUUGUCUGACCAUUAAGCGUAAAUGGAGUUUCAAAUUACCGCCAUUGGAUGCGUAUUCUAUCAUUGGAAAGGCCACCACACAGCCUCUGCUAAUGCAUAAUCGUGGCAGUUUGACGAAUACCACAACCGCCAGCUUGAACAAUUCCACUAAUUUGGGUGGCAACACAUCAUCGAUUGGUACUGGGGACAGCAGUGGCGGCGGUGGUAGUGGUGAACACAAAAUAAAUGGUUCGGAGCAUGGUGGUAGUCGCAUGACCAGUACACCCAGUGUCGAUGGCCUGAAUGACAGCAUGGCGGCCGAAGAUAUCUAUUGGCCCAAACUGCAGCCAAGUUCGCCAAAAUUAAAAGUUACAUUUAAUGAAGUUACGAGUACGUGUGACGAUGAUAAUCAUCAUCAUCGACUAAUUGGUGGUGACCACCAUCACCCACAAAACGAUGGCAAGCGCAAUACGGCCCGUGGAACCGCGUUAUGUUUUGCCAGUGCUGCGGGGGAAAUUGAUGACGGAGAAUAUGCGACACUAAGAUCUGCUCCGUCAGCAACCGUGAUGGGAGGUAAUACAGGGGGCAGCACCAUUGGAUGUGGCAACACCGCAAAGGCACCACCAACUGGCGGCGUCAGCGUUUUACGUCUGAGCGAAUACGAAGAAUUACCACCUCCGCCACAACAUUUGAUAUCAUCCAUGGUAGCGACCGUCGGCCACACCACAUCGUCCAUAAAUUCCCACAGAGAGUAUGUCAAUUGCCCGAACAGUGGCAGCAAUGGCAUGCUAGGCGACGAUAACAUCUCAGAGGAGGGUAAACUCUUGGCUUGUGUUCGGGAUGACAGUGUAACAUAUGCUUCGACAAGAGACCUAGAGCCACCACUACCUCCGCCACCACCGCUGGCGGAUAGGCCUCCCCAGGCCCUACCUGAUGCAUCGUCCCCCGAACAUCUAGUCAGUCCAUUGGCGCCGGUGACGGUCACCGUCCAUGCAAAUGAAGCCCACAUAACAUCAAGUUCCACACCUCGCUGUCUACGCCGUGCUGAUUCUGGUGUUCCCCAGGAGGCUUUAACACCACGCAGCGACACAACAUCGAUGGGCACGGAAAGUACCACAUCUCCGCCGGAUCGAGCACCUUCCGAAUCUUCGAGUGGUGUUCAUUCCGCCGAGGAACGGGAAGUAGAAGUAGUUAUAAGACCUCGUCCUGCCUGCAAACCGCCUGCCAAACCCCCACAACCUGCUAUACAAGAGGAACCGUAUGGCCGUUGCACAAAUAUGCGUAUGUCCAGCUUUGCCAGCGGAGGUGCGAAUGCCAAUAGUGCCACCUUGCCACCACAACGGUCACAGCCAGAGCAGAAAUUCGAUUACUCCCAGCAUUGCAGUACAAUGCCGUUGCCGUCAAAUGGCCACUUAAACCAUCCGCAAUCACAGCAAUCACAAUCGGCGGUGUAUGCCACGUCCGCCAACUGCAUGACCCAAUCACUUAAUGCAGGCUCCAAUAUGAGCUCAUUCAAAACGCCCCUUUAUGCCAAUUCCGGAGUGGCCAUGUCCGGCCAUAACAAUAUAUCCGCCGCAAAUCCAUACCAGGAUCAGUCGACGCCACCACCAACUCCACCACAACACCCAUCACAAGUCACACACACUACACUGCCCAACGGCGUACGUUACUCGAAUCCCAAUAUCCUGAGACGUCUGCCGUAUGUGAAAGGAGCCGAAUCACCGUAUGGACAUCUGGGACUAGGUUCAGGCCAUCACACGUUUUCCAAAAAUGGCUACGAAAAUACCCUACUUAAUUCCACCAUACCCGAAGAUCGAGAUUCGGCCAACUAUUCAAUGGCGUCUGAUCAGGAUUGUCUCUAUGCCACAGCCAAUCCAUUGCACUAA
Musca vetustissima is the source of this 4744-nucleotide messenger RNA. It is a transcript of the gene tinc, whose product is annotated as protein tincar. The coding region runs from base 2 to 4744 and encodes 1580 amino acids. The transcript is spliced from 7 exons. Lineage: Eukaryota; Metazoa; Arthropoda; Insecta; Diptera; Muscidae. The record is from RefSeq and is a predicted model, not a curated record.